CACGACUCCGCCGCCCACGACUCCGCCGCCCACGACUCCACCGCCCACAACAUACCCACCCACGACGUACCCACCACUCCCAACGCCCGAACCGACGUGUCCGUCGGCCGUUUACGCCCUUGUCACCUCCACUCGGUUCUCGUACGUCACGUCCACGUACCAGGUGCGCAGCGCCCGCCAGACUGUGGAGUCGCGGUACAUCACCUCGACGCUGGUGCUGGCCUCGCCUUCCACCGUAACUGUGCACAUGACCCGGCACCGGCCCCGGACGCUGAUCUCCGCUCUGGAGGUGCUCACCGCCACAGACUACCAGCUGGUCGUGCGUGACCUGCCGGAGACUCACUACCGCACCGUCACCGACCACGUCUACUUCACCGACACGGUCAACAACCACGUGAGGGUGACGGUGACCGUGCCGCGUCCCACCACUGUCACCGAGCUCACCACCGUCUUCAACUCUUACCACGAGACCAACCCGCGUGUCACCAUCGUCACGCGGCUGAAGACGGCCACCAGGACCGAGGUCAGCACGCGCACGGAGUACGCGGUCACCACGGCACUGGUGACGGAACGGCGCACGCUGCGCACCACCCACACCAGUGACGUCACUACCACGCUGCCGGCCGCCACCGUCACGAGCACCCUGCUGUUCUGCCCGGCCACCUCCGCGGGAUACGGCUCCAGCUCUGGCUCCGGCUCCGGCUCCAGCUACGGCUUCAGCUCCGGCUCCAGCUCUGGCUCCGACUCCGGCUCCAGCUACGGCUUCAGCUCUGCUCAGCCUGGAUUCAGCGGAGGGCCGAGUGACGACGGUGCCGGACUGCUGGAUGUCAGGUUCGGCGAGCGGCGUAGAGAUGGGUCUGGUGACGUGCGCUUUGCAAAACACGGUCAGGGCUCGGGGGAUGUCGGUUAUAAGCAUGUUGCGCGGGAUUCGCAUGGAGUUGAUGCCGCAGAGCAAGAACAAGCUUUCGAAGACACGAAUAACCGCGGUGGGGCACAAGGUCUUGAUCAGUUUGAGCUUCAGAAAGGCACUGAAUAUAAUCAGCCUUUUCAUUUCCAACCAACGCAUUGACACCGAUGUGGCAAGGUCUGAACACGGUCAGGGAUACGUGAUAGGCUGAUAACUGCCACUUGAAUUAGCUGGGAGCAAUGGUGCACGGUAUUGCGUUGUACCUCAUUUUGUAAUGACCUUCACCACCGCACAGCGCAAUGGCGACCAUCCAGUGUUAAGAGUUCGCACGGCACGACCAGGGAUAGGGUGAGAUGAUGAGAGCGGCGCAGUGUUGUGGACUGUGAGCUCCUUGAUGGAGGAGGAAACCACCAUGAGUGGAGGAGGAGAGAGGCGAUGAUCACCAUGUGCCGACUGGCUGGCUAGUGGAGAGACUGUGUCGGAGGCCCCGAAAGCCACCAACUGCCAUGCGUGUGGGCGGUGCGUAGGCGCGUGCCGGACGGCAGCUGAACUUUAUUUGUGUCUGCCACCCCACAGCUGUAACAGGCACAGACCAACCUGCUAAGACUGUAACUUUGCGGCACUGCUCUUUAUAGCAUAACUCAUUUGAAAGUAAACUGUUGGCCCAAUAACAUUUUUCGCAGCAUAAUCUUCUUUUUUGGAAGAUGCAAGGCUGGAUGUUCCCCAGUAGGCGAAAUGAGACUUGAAACAUCUGAGCGAAUGCCACGUGUGCCAAAUCUUGGCAGAUAUUGAAAACUGGUGAACUGCGUACUACGAGAUGUACGGCAAG
This is a messenger RNA of Pollicipes pollicipes, 1736 nucleotides long. RefSeq names its product hyphally regulated cell wall protein 1. NCBI's taxonomy places the organism in Eukaryota, Metazoa, Arthropoda, Thecostraca, Pollicipedomorpha, Pollicipedidae. Bases 248 to 1069 code for a protein of 273 amino acids. The transcript is spliced from 2 exons. The record is from RefSeq and is a predicted model, not a curated record.